AACGAUGAAUAUGUGUCAGUGUCACACUGAUGACGUGUACGUACGGGUCCUUCUGACUUCCGGGUCUGGAUAAAUAGACUGCAACGGAGCCGCCUCACCUAAAAGAUGUCCAAAGUAACGUUUAAAAUCACCCUGACGUCGGACCCCCGGCUGCCAUACAAAGUAUUAAGUGUCCCAGAAAGCACACCUUUCACAGCGGUUUUAAAGUUUGCAGCUGAAGAGUUCAAAGUGCCAUCAGCAACCAGUGCCAUUAUAACAAAUGAUGGAAUAGGAAUCAACCCUGCCCAGACUGCAGGGAACGUGUUUCUAAAGCACGGCUCGGAGCUCCGCAUCAUUCCCAGAGACAGAGUGGGAGGACAAGGAGACUGCAUUUCCCUGUCGAUGGCAUAAUGACUCACACCACAGAAACACACUUACGACCCAGGAAACACCGCAGCACGUUUCAUAUUUAUUUUUUGAGC
This is a messenger RNA of Poecilia latipinna (sailfin molly), 461 nucleotides long. It is a transcript of the gene ufm1, whose product is annotated as ubiquitin-fold modifier 1. Gene Ontology annotation, cellular component: nucleus; cytoplasm. The transcript is spliced from 6 exons. The record is from RefSeq and is a predicted model, not a curated record. Gene Ontology annotation, biological process: protein K69-linked ufmylation. Bases 106 to 390 code for a protein of 94 amino acids. NCBI's taxonomy places the organism in Eukaryota, Metazoa, Chordata, Actinopteri, Cyprinodontiformes, Poeciliidae.